AUGUACGCUGUUAACCAAGUUGCCGAUUACGCUACGAAGGGCGCAAGUAAUGCUGUAAGUGGAGUUGCGAAUACUGGGAGUCGAGCUGCCAACGAAGGUGUCAACGCUACGACUGGAGGUGUUGAAAAUGUUAGUCGAGGAGCGAGGAAUACUCUUUACAAUGCGCCUGAUCGAGUCGGAAAUAUACCGGAAAACAACUACAACCCAAGGGGACGUAGUAGGCCAUUUGAAAAUGGUGACAAUGGCAGGUUAUCUGGUGAUUAUGCUCCUCCAAGGUACUCCGAAGUCCCAGAGCGCGAUUAUUCUGAUAGAAGGCCGAGCAAUUCGUUCAACAAUCGAGAUGACAGACAGGAAAACUAUGAAUACAGAAACCAAAAUGAUUAUUGUCCAGAUCCCCGAGGUCGAGAAGGAGAUUUUAAUUCUGGUAGAUAUGGUGGUGGAAGGAGAUACGGAGAGAAUGGAAGUCCACAAAAUAGACCCUCAAGGCGUCGACAGCUCUAUCCAGAACUUCCAAAAGAUGAAUUCGAAUUCUCCGAAAAUUGUGAUGACGGAUGGGAGGGCGGUAGACAAAACGGUCGAAGAGAAAGAAGACGAGAGGAUGAAAUGCCAAUGCAAUCACAAAGGGGUCGCGAGCGUGGAGAAUGUCUGGAUCCAAGAUGGGGGAUGGAUCACAAUAGGGAGUCAACAGAAACCCAAUCGUCGGACAGUUUACAUAUGAAAAGAGGAAUGAAUGAUAGGUAUAGAAAAAAAAUCAACUGGCCAAAAAUCGGGAAGAAGAAGCCUCAAGUUGAGUGCCAAGAAGUUCCGCCUAAGAAGGAAAGUUGUGUUGAAUGCGAGAUGGUUCCAUGCAUGGUACCAAGAUCGAGAUGCAAUUGUUGUUCAGGUCGUCCCUGCGGUGAUACCUCGAAAUGCAGCUGUUGUGCUAGGGUGUUGAAUGGCAGCUGUGAUUACGACGAUCGUUUCGAUAGUAGCUGCGAUAGUGAUGUAAGAGGUGGAUACGACCGUCAGCGAUGUUACAGUGGAGAUUAUGACUAUGAUCGGAAAAAUAGAUGCCAUGAACGGGAUUCAAGCUCUUGCUGUAAAUCUAGAAGACGUUGCUGUAGUGGCAGCGGCGAUAGAAGACCUGAGAACUGUUACAAUGGAGAUUUCAAUGGCGGGGAAUUUCAAUGGAGACGUGGCAGCUCCUACGGAAGAAUGAAUGGUGGAGUUAGAAAUUCCAUUAACAGGGACCCUGACUCGAGCUCGAACAACGAUUUUAACAAUGGCACAUCCCGUGGAAUGAAUAAUGAAAUGGAUAGAGACAGAAAUAUGUCUGGCGGUCGCAACGUGUUCGACUCCAACAGCCUAAAUGCUCUAAAUAAUAUUUCUACCAGUCUGAACGCUAUUAAUGAGGCUCUUGGUGGCCUCGCUGGAAAUAUUGGCAAUAUGAAUACUAAUACAGGAAUUGGAGGCAAUAUGGGAUUGAAUAAUGAUUUGAAUCUUUCAAUGAAUAUGCCCAGCUCUAUGAACAUGGAUGUCGGUCUGGGAAGUGGAAUAAACCUCGGGAUGAACGAAGGCCUUGGCGUUGGUCAGCCAAUCUCAGCUGUCUCUGAUUUGGGCGGAAUGGGAUUAGGUUAUCAAGAACCUAGAGUAGGAGGGUAUUAUGAAAGUAUGGCGGAUUUGAUAAAGCCUGUUGCUCAAUAUCCAAGUACCCAAAUAACUCCCUACAGCUAUAAUCGACCGAGCUCUGUUCCACCGUAUUACAGUGGUGAAACGAUUGGCACAGGUUUGGACAGCACGUAUGUCAGCACUGGAGACUAUGGUGCCUCAUACGUUGACCCGAGCAUGGAAGAGUACAAUCGAAAGGUGAAAGAGGCUAAAAGGAAAGCGGAGCUAAAACGACAAGAGUUGAUUCGAAAACGUGAUGAAGAUGUCGCCAGAAAACGCGCCGAAAUGGAGAAGAAAAUUGAAGAGGAGUACUGCAGAAGAAAGGAAGAGGCUAAGUGUCAACGCGAGGCUGAAAUAAAGGCUAAAAUAUCAGAGGCUCAAAGUGAACGCAAGAAAAAAGAACAGGAGCUUAUGCAAACGUUCAGUGAGUUCAAUUGCAAACACUCUCCUUCUAAUUUGAACGGUUAUAUUGUCUGGUAUUUUGCUCAUAUAGCUCAAAAACUGAAAGCCGUUAGAGACGCUGAGGCAGAAAGACGCAGGAGAUAUGAGAUUCAGCUUGCUGAAGCGAAUCAAAGAGGUCACAUGCUGAAGCAUCAGCUUGCAAUGGCACAACGUCAGAUGCAGGAACUUGAAGCUUAUAAAGCUCAAAUUCAACAUCAAGCGCAUGUUGCAUGCCUGGUGGAUGCUGUGCGUCUAGUUGUUGCGCGCCUGGUGGAUGUUGCAUGCCUAGUAGUUGUUGCAUGCCUAGUGGUUGUGGUCCGUCUAGUGGAUGCUGUCCGCCUGCCAGUUGUGGUGCACCAAGCAGUUGUUGCCAGCCCAGUGGAUGUGGUGCGCCUAGCAGUUGUCAGCCUAGUGGUUGCGGUGCGCCUACUAGUUGCUGUCCGCCUGCCAGUUGCGGUCCACCCACCAGUUGCUGCAAACCAAGUGGAUGCUCCUCUUCUAGCGGAUGCUGUUCAUCCAGUGGAUGUAACUCAUCCAGUGGAUGUAACUCAUCUAGUGCAUGUAAAUCAUCCAGUGGAUGCAAUUCAUCUAGUGGAUGCUGCUCUUCGAGUAGAUCUGGCUGUUCCAGUGGAAGUGGAUGUUGUAAACCAUCGUCUGGAUCGACAGGAUCAUGCUGUGCACCAAGUGGCUGCUGUAAGCCUGCAUGUGCCCCGGCAUGUGCACCGGCUUGUGCGCCUUCGUGCGGAGGCGGUCCCAGUUGUUGCAGGACAUCCAACUGCUGUGUCUGUAUGCACUGGUGGCGCAAAUGACCAGGCUUGUGAGGAACCACCAAAGUGCGAAGAGAAGAAAAAGUGCGAAAAAAAGAAGACUUGUGACGAUAAACCAAUCAAAAGACCGCAAUCUUCGGCUUCAAGAUUACUGUCCUUUAAAAAAUGCGACGAUUAG
Molecule: messenger RNA, 3033 nt
Organism: Rodentolepis nana
Lineage: Eukaryota; Metazoa; Platyhelminthes; Cestoda; Cyclophyllidea; Hymenolepididae
Source: the annotation of a GenBank genome assembly